GCAGCCGCAGUAAAUAUUUUGGUGUUGGUGACAAUCUGGGAAUAUGGGCGCAGCAGCACCAGCAGCACAGUCAGCUGACGUCCAGCAUUGGUGACCGUCAUCGAGCCACACUGAACUGUACACAGAGUACACGCAAAAGGAAUAGGGUAGGGGUGUUGGUACCCAGACAAACACAGCAGGCAAAAUACUAGUGCGUUGCAAUGGCGGCAGAAAUCCACCCAAAACCACUGACGCGGAGACCUGUCCUUCUCAAUAAGAUCGAGGGAUCGCAGGAUGUGGUGAAUACUGCAGUGAUCAUCCCCAAGGAGGAUGGGGUCAUCAGCGUCUCAGAAGAUCGGACGAUUCGGAUCUGGCUGAAGAGGGAUAGUGGGCAGUACUGGCCCAGUGUCUACCAUUCCAUGCCAUCUCCUUGUUCCUGUAUGUCUUUCAAUCAAGAGACAAGACGGCUCUCUGUCGGUAUGGACAAUGGAUUCAUCUCUGAAUUUGUCCUCGCUGAAGAUUACAACAAAAUGACUCCUUCCAGAACUUUCCAGGCUCACCAGGGCAGAGUAACAGUGGUUCUGUUUGUAUUGGAGAUGGAGUGGGUACUAAGCACGGGACAGGACAAGAACUUCAACUGGCAUUGUUCAGAAAGCGGGCAACGAUUAGGGGGCUAUCGGACAACUGCCUGGGUCUCUUGUCUGCAGUUUGAUGUGGAGACUAGACAUGCCUUUGUUGGGGAUCACUCAGGACAGGUCACAAUUCUCAAGCUGGAGCAGGAGAGCUGCAGCCUUGUCACCACAUUUAAAGGGCAUACAGGCAGUGUUACAGCUCUCUGCUGGGAUCCUGUCCAGAGAGUUCUAUUCUCGGGCAGCUCAGAUCAUUCCAUUAUAAUGUGGGACAUAGGAGGCAGGAAAGGGACAGCCAUUGAACUGCAAGGACACAAUGAGAAAGUUCAAGGCCUGUGCUACGCACAUCACACUCGGCAGCUCAUCUCGUGCAGCUCAGACGGAGGGAUUGUCAUCUGGAACAUGGAUGUUAAAAGACAAGAGACUCCGGAGUGGCUAGACAGCGAUUCCUGUCAGAAGUGUGAACAGCCUUUCUUCUGGAACUUUAAGCAGAUGUGGGACAGCAAGAAGAUAGGACUGCGGCAGCACCACUGUAGGAAGUGUGGCAAGGCAAUGUGUGGGAAGUGCAGCUCAAAACGCUCCACCAUACCGCUGAUGGGAUUUGAGUUUGAAGUGAGGGUCUGCGACAGCUGCCACGAGUCAAUAACUGACGAGGACCGGGCACCCACAGCCACUUUCCAUGACAGUAAGCACAGCAUUGUUCACAUUCACUAUGAAGUAACAAGAGGCUGGCUGUUGACAUCAGGGGCUGAUAAGAUUAUUAAGCUCUGGGAUAUGACGCCAGUGGUUUCCUGAUGGCUUCCCAAUGACCUCAAAAGACAGUAUUUAGUGAAGGACUGAAAGCUCUGGAAGUACAGGUUAAAAGGAAACAUCAUUGGCGAGGGGGGGUUGGCUUUUGACUGGUAUUUGUACAGCUUGCUUGCUUGCUUGCUGUGAACCUAAAAAGCAUAUGUUAUAAUUUUUGUUCCGAUGCAGUUCUGCCUUUUAAUGUCCCUCAUCAGGUUUAAUUUCCAGCGGGGAGACAGUAAGAACGACGGCAUGAGGAAACGGUUGCGGUGGUGUUAUUUAUCUUUAGAGCAGACUGCUUCUGGAACACAGCAGUGUUUUAAGGCAUGAUUUCUGAUAUAUGAAAAUUGUUUUAACAGCAUAAAUAAAACAAAAUGAUCCUUUACAGAUUUUGACACUGGAUUGCACAAACCCAUUCAAUGCAUAUGUUGGAAACAUAUUCUACAAUCAACCACCAUUUAUGACUUCUGACAGCUGUACAGAGAGUAUUUGGGGGAGGGUUGUUCAGGAGUGGGUCCUCUGUUCAUUUGUAGCAGUUUGUGUGUGUGGGGGGGGGGGAGGGGUAAGCUAAUAGUUUCAAUUAUAAUAUAAUAAUAUUAUUUAAAUGUGAGUGACUGUAUUAUUUACUUCAACCAUUGCACAUUUGUAUUCUAUUACUUUUUUUUAAAAUAAAGAUGAACCUGCUUUAUAUCAUGAUUGCUGUGCAGGUAUAAUUUGUGAUGUAAACCAGGUUUCACGUUUGCCUAUGACAGCACAUUAUGAGUGCGAGAAAAAAAGAACGAAAAUUAACGGUGAAUUGUCAUUUACUGCAGAUGUGUUCAAUUUCUUCUAGUGUUAUUGUAAAACUGUGUGUAUACAAUCCUUAUGUACUGACCAGUCCUCAUACUGGUUAGUCUGACAGCUUGAAUGUGCUUGUUUAGAGCAAGGUCACUCGGGUCAUCACUGGACACUACUCAUAAACAUGAAGUAUCUGAACUUGGAGCUAACCACUUAGAAUGAUUGCAAACUUCAUGGAAAAUCAAUGACAAUGGUCUAUUUAAAGAGCCAGUAUCUUGUCUAUAUUAGAAAUAACUCUCCGUAUUUUUCUGGUAUUAUGAACUACUUUGGGCAACUCUGUGCUUUGCAUGGUGCACGCUGAUGAAAGUUAGUGGAUGAAUCUGUUGAUUAUUCUCGUUUGAGAGUUCUCAUAGGCUAACUUUUACAGACAGUAGCUGCUCAGGUUGUUAGGCUACAGUAUGCCUGGUGUCACGUGCAGCAUUCAUUAUCUAGAAUGAAUGUCUUAAUGGCCUAUUGGUUAUAGACAUGUUUUACUUUUGUAUAAAAACCUUUUUAGGUAAGGUAAAAUUGAAUGCAUGUACAACACUAUGAAGGUUAAACUGUGAUACUGGGUCUGUAAAUGGCAUUUGAAGCUGCUUACCGUAUAUAUCUCGCCUAUCAUACAUAAAGAAUUACUAAUCUUCAUCUGCAUGCUCUUUAAUAUUAAGCAUGAGUUUCUAACACUUAUAUAUCACAUCCUGGCAUUGCAGUCCUUUUGUAAGUUCAGUCUUGUGGCACGAGAGCCAUGUAAUACUCCAUACAAACAAGCAACUGAACUCCUGGUUUGAAAUACAGUAGGUGAGCAGUUCCCACAUGCCCACUGGACAUUUUCUUGUUAAUUUUAUAACCUAGGUUUCUAUAUGGUGUCUAAUGGGAAUAGUGUAAAUGAUAUUGGAAAGUAAGGGUUUAAGUAUAUUAAUACUUUAUUUGUGUGAAUAUUAUAGUAAUGUGACCAAAAAAAUAAAUAAUUUGUUGGCUUAUUUUUUCAUGAGUCAUUUUUAUUAAAUAAGAAUAGUUGUUAUUAUUAGGUUGGUUUUGGGAUCUAUGCCUAUAAAAACAGCACACAGACCCAUAGCCCCCAGUAAACACUGUCUCUUUGCCACCCAUGUGUUGCUGGCACAAUCCUAUUUGGCAUGCCUGUUAUUUUGCUAUUGCUGCUCUUCAAGUUUUUAUUGUGUGAUCCACUCAGAGGCACUUAAAGUCUCUUUAGGGGAUUGGCAUAGCUUUGCAAUGCAAACAA
Messenger RNA from Acipenser ruthenus (sterlet), 3450 nucleotides. RefSeq names its product WD repeat and FYVE domain-containing protein 2. NCBI's taxonomy places the organism in Eukaryota, Metazoa, Chordata, Actinopteri, Acipenseriformes, Acipenseridae. Bases 201 to 1403 code for a protein of 400 amino acids. The record is from RefSeq and is a predicted model, not a curated record. The transcript is spliced from 12 exons. Gene Ontology annotation, molecular function: metal ion binding; protein binding.